AUGGCCAGAUGUGGAAGCGCGCCAAAGGCUAAUGCGGACAUGAAAUGCCUCAGGGAUCCGCUACAGGGGCUAGACCCCAUACUAGAUGUGCCCCACACCGAAGGGGCAGUGGCUCUCAGGUUUACGGAUGAACACCGAGAGGCCUUCUGCUGCGCACUGGUCGGGAACUACGCCACACACGCCGGAGAAGUCAGCCAUGAAGCCCCGGCUGCCACGACGAGUGCUGAGGACGAGGCAAACUCACGGUGGUCUACGGCUACGCUCGAGUACCCCCGUGUCGACGAGUGGACAGGCUCGGAAGAGUCAGAGGAUUCUCAACUGGAGAUACUUGAAUCGUUGCGUGCGCACCGACAGGUCUUUACCGAUACUCUGCUUGCUGGGCUACCGCUGAAGCGGCCGCACGAUCAUAUCUUACUGGUGCCUGGGAAACUACCUGCACAGUCUGCCAUCUAUCGCGUGACUUCAGAUCAGCUGAAUUUCCACAAGCAGGAGAUAGCCAAGUUGUCGGCUAAUGGGUAG
Messenger RNA from Eimeria acervulina, 519 nucleotides. RefSeq names its product Reverse transcriptase, related. The record is from RefSeq and is a predicted model, not a curated record. NCBI's taxonomy places the organism in Eukaryota, Apicomplexa, Conoidasida, Eucoccidiorida, Eimeriidae. Bases 1 to 519 code for a protein of 172 amino acids. The transcript is spliced from 2 exons.